AUGGCUUUCGCGACCGAGUAUCGUCGACGCAUGGACAUGGGCCUCGUUUCCCAGUUCCCAGCGCUGCACAAGGGCAGCAAGCGAGACGCAUUGUCAGCAAGACGGCGGAACCACAGUCUCACAGACCUGCAAGCCACCGCCACCGCCACCACCACCUUCACAUAA
Messenger RNA from Fulvia fulva, 165 nucleotides. RefSeq lists its product as uncharacterized. The transcript has a single exon. The coding region runs from base 1 to 165 and encodes 54 amino acids. NCBI's taxonomy places the organism in Eukaryota, Fungi, Ascomycota, Dothideomycetes, Mycosphaerellales, Mycosphaerellaceae. The record is from RefSeq and is a predicted model, not a curated record.